CACAAGAUGGCGGCCCCAGGAGCCCCAAGAGCCCCAGGAGCCCCGGGGAGGCGGCCGCCUGUCAACCUUGGGCUCUAGUAUCGGGCUGGAGUUCGGAGACAGGCUCCGCUCAAGUGGCAGGAAGCUCGAACGGUGCUACUGCGCCUCGUGGGGUGCCAGGCCCGCUUGGUGCUGCCCCGGGGCCCUCUGCCUCCCCCGCCCUGCCCCGGGGCGGAACUGGAGGAAGGUCAGAACCCGCCGCCCCGCCCCAUCCCUCCCCAAGUCACUGGCAGUCGCUCUUUUGUGGGUGGCUCACUGUUAACUUUGAUUUCAGCCACGUGCACCUUCAUGGCGGCCUCGCAGGACCCGGGGGAGAAGAUUAGCAUCCAGGCGGGAGAGACGGCCGGGGACGGGGAGCUGCUGGGGAACGACUGUCUGGAAUGGGACAGGCCCCUCCCGCGCUCCUGGAGGCAGAAGUGCGCGUCCUAUGUGCUGGCCCUGCGGCCCUGGAGCUUCAGUGCCUCACUCACCCCGGUAGCCCUGGGCAGUGCCUUGGCCUAUAGAUCCCAGGGCUACCUGGAUCCCAGGCUGUUGGUGGGUUGUGCCGUGGCAGUUCUGGCUGUGCACGGGGCUGGCAAUUUGGUCAACACUUACUAUGACUUUUCCAAGGGCAUUGACCACAAAAAGAGUGAUGACAGGACCCUGGUGGACCGGAUCUUGGAACCCCAGGAUGUUGUCCGGUUUGGAGUCUUCCUCUACACUUUGGGCUGUGUCUGUGCCGCUUGCCUCUACUACCUGUCCCCUCUGAAGCUGGAGCAUUUGGCUCUCAUCUACUUUGGAGGCCUGUCUGGCUCCUUUCUCUACACAGGAGGCAUUGGAUUCAAGUACGUGGCCCUGGGAGACCUGGUCAUCCUCAUCACCUUCGGCCCGCUGGCCGUGGUGUUCGCCUACGCCGUCCAGGUGGGGUCCCUGGCGGUCUUCCCGCUGGUCUACGCCGUCCCGCUCGCCCUCAGCACCGAGGCCAUCCUGCACUCCAACAACACCAGGGACAUGGAGUCCGACCGCCAGGCGGGCAUCGUCACGCUGGCCAUCCUCAUCGGGCCCACCCUGUCCUACGUGCUCUACAACACGCUGCUCUUCCUGCCCUACCUGGUCUUCAGCAUCCUGGCCACGCACUGCAGCAUCAGCCUGGCCCUGCCGCUGCUCACCAUCCCCAUGGCCUUUUCCCUGGAGAGGCAGUUCCGGAGCCAGACUUUCAACAAACUGCCCCAGCGGACCGCCAAGCUCAACCUCCUGCUGGGGCUGUUCUACGUCUUCGGCAUCAUCCUGGCGCCGGCGGGCAGUCUGCCCCGCCUCUGAGGGGACCAGGAGCUGCUCUGUCACCCCGCGCCCCUCGGCGUGUCUCCUGGGCAGGGGGAGCGUCUCAGGGGACAAGGCGAUUUGAGAAUGAGGGGCCUAAGGGUGGCUUGUGAACUCCCACCUUUUUUAAAUUAUUAAGUUCUUAAAGAUAACGUUUUUUGUUUUUGUUUUCUGUUUCACGGUGAAUCUUAAAGCCACUCUGGUGUCAGCUGGUGAACUGGCUGCUUGGCCCUUGUUUCAUUGAUGCUUUCCACUAGAGGGUGCUGUGGGGUCACUUUAAAGUGGACUGGAGGGCCCUGAGGCUGGGGAGGAGCCACCUGAGCUGGCCUCCAGUCUCGAAAGGGCGGCAGUAACCCGGCCACGUGUCCCCCUGUUAUCUCGGUCCUGAAGGGUAAGGUAAUGACUGGUGUCAGGCCCCGUGAUCCCGAGAGCACCUGUCUCUUGCUCUGAGCCACUGCCUGAGAGGGUCCCUCAUUAACAGCCGAACUUGGCUCCCGGCUAUUUGCCCAAAUUGUGAUGCAGGGACUUUUGUCCUUCGUCUCCGCUUUCUCUUCCCGCCACAGUCAAGGAAGAAUGUCAGAUCACCCUGCAGCCAUACAAUCAAGCUAGUGACUGGCAAGGAAAAAAAAAACCCACCCCUGGGGCAGCUGAGAAAAUCGUGCUCCAGGAUGGAAGUCGGUAGUUCCCCCUUGUGGAGCCCGCUGGGGUCGCCGGAGGACUCCCAGCCCUCUCAGUAACCUCGGGGAGCCCUGGAGUUGUGGGGACGCUGCCCUCCCCGCCAGCUGCGUUCAGCCCACAAGGCCUCUUGGUGCCCCGCCCCCGCCACCUCCCUCAGUGCUCCCUGAUGACUGUUCGUGUGUCUCCCGUCCCUGGAGCCUGACCGCUGGGGCAGCAGCUCAGCACCUGAGUCAGGGACAGCUGCCACCUUGCACCGGGCCACAGCACAGGAUGAGCAGACCUGGGCCGGCAGCUCCUCCGUGGAGGAACAAGCCAGCAGACAGCCAGUCCUGGCCCCGUUCAGACGCACGGCGGGCCCUGCCGGGGAGGGCCCGUGUCUCUCUCCGUGACGGCAGAGCUGCUGCGCUGGCCUGCGUCUCCCAGAGGCUCCAGGUGCCCGUGGGAAGGUGGGUCGCACCCAGGGUGGGGGAGUUCCGACGCUGAUCAGAGUUGCUUUCCAUUUCAUUGCCUCCGAAGUAUAGCUUCUGGCCUGCGUUUGCUCUGAGACUGAAACACAUCGAGGCCAUUCUUACAUUUUCCUGUUGCAGUGAUAACCAUUCUGAUGGCUGUUUCAGGCGCUUGACCUGCAGAAAAUGACAUCGAGUUCGUUCUUCAUCCUUCAGGUCAGCUGAUUAUAUGAUUUGGCUCCUUGAGUUGGAGUUAGUCAGCUUACUUGGGCAGAACCUGCCUGGGAGCUGCAGGAGUUCCUGUGGGUCGUCUGUCUGCAGAGACUGGAGUCCUCGAGUAGUGGUCGGGGCCCCGUCACAAGGAAAUGGCCCUUCCCGCCUGCCUUUGUCCCCAGCACCACGUCUGUUCUCACCAGGCUCGUGGCCUGUUGGUGCUCACGGGGUCCUGCCCUCAGAGACCAGCUCUUCCCACAGGGCGCACUCCGUGGCGGUACGACCAAGAGCUGUCUGCAGGCCAGACCACCUUUGGGAGCGCUCCUGUCGGGGUGUCAGCCUCUGCGUUGCGUCCUGGUGCAGAUUUUAAUGCAUAUUCUUAUACACAAAUGUUUCUAAAAUGCCACACUUGGCACCAGGUUUUAUACGCAGGUCGCCGUAAUUUGUAUCACAUCCCCUGAUUCAAUGACAAUUUUCUUUAGACUUGUUAAUAAAAAACAUAUUUAUCAGUU
Phyllostomus discolor (pale spear-nosed bat) is the source of this 3187-nucleotide messenger RNA. RefSeq names its product UbiA prenyltransferase domain containing 1 (gene UBIAD1). Gene Ontology annotation, molecular function: prenyltransferase activity. Gene Ontology annotation, biological process: vitamin K biosynthetic process; menaquinone biosynthetic process. The coding region runs from base 328 to 1338 and encodes 336 amino acids. The transcript has 2 exons. Gene Ontology annotation, cellular component: Golgi membrane; endoplasmic reticulum. NCBI's taxonomy places the organism in Eukaryota, Metazoa, Chordata, Mammalia, Chiroptera, Phyllostomidae. The record is from RefSeq and is a predicted model, not a curated record.